AUGCGCUACGAGUACUCCCGCCUCACCUCGAACCCCGACUCCCUCUCCGGCCCGAUGCUCGCGCGCGCGCUCACCGUCGACGAUCCGGGGGUGCAGAGGCUGGCGGGCGAGGCCUGCGUCGAGCUCGCGUCCUACCAGGACAGCGCGGGCGUUCUCUCGAGGCCAUUCGUGAAGGACCAGGCCAAGACGCUCCCGCCGGCGCAGUGGUGGAGCAUAUCGGAGCGCAACUGGUCGAUCUACGGCUCCAUUAAGACCGACCGCCGCAAUCGCAUGCGCCACUCCGUCUCCGACCGCCUCGUCUAUUGCCACGAGGCGCUCCAGCUCCGCAUCAAGCGCACCAAGGCGGGCUACAAGGAGCCGGCGGUCAAGGUGGUGGGGUGGUUUGACUUUGCCGCAGAAAAAGCAAGACGGGACCGUAUAAAAGAAUUUUAG
This is a messenger RNA of Emiliania huxleyi CCMP1516, 432 nucleotides long. RefSeq lists its product as hypothetical. The transcript is spliced from 3 exons. The record is from RefSeq and is a predicted model, not a curated record. Bases 1 to 432 code for a protein of 143 amino acids. NCBI's taxonomy places the organism in Eukaryota, Haptophyta, Isochrysidales, Noelaerhabdaceae.